AUGAAACUCAGCCAUGAGACGGUUACCAUUGAGCUGAAGAACGGGACCCAGGUCCAUGGCACCAUCACCGGUGUUGACGUGAGCAUGAACACCCACCUGAAGGCAGUGAAAAUGACCCUGAAAAACAGGGAGCCCACUCAGCUGGAGUCGCUGAGUAUCCGCGGCAACAACAUCCGCUACUUCAUCCUGCCAGACAGCCUCCCGCUGGACACCCUGCUGGUCGACAUCGAGCCAAAGAUCAAGUCCAAGAAGAGAGAAGCAGGUAAGAGGCGUUCUAAAAACUCUAAACGUGGGGCCUUUUUGAGGAGGCUGAUCAGAAAUUACUGCUUGAAGUGUAGGAGGAAGUGGCCGGUCGGGGCCGCGGCCGAGGGCGAGGCCGUGGCAGAGGAAGGGGCCGGGGCCGAGGUGGACCCAGAAGAUGAUCAUAAGGCCCACAGCUGCUUCCCGUCGUCCCGCUGUCUAGGAAACGAUUUGUGA
Molecule: messenger RNA, 477 nt
Organism: Menidia menidia (Atlantic silverside)
Lineage: Eukaryota; Metazoa; Chordata; Actinopteri; Atheriniformes; Atherinopsidae
Source: the annotation of a GenBank genome assembly